UCUCGUGUAAGGUAGCAGAUAAUAUUUUCGCAAAAUAACUUAGUUAUUGUGUUAGUGUAAAAGAAGCCGUGUGUCUUAGUGUAUGGAUAUUUAAAUUGUUUUUAAAAUAAUGGCUUUUCAAUUGAAUAGAAAUAGGAGACAAAUAGCUGUAUUAACAAUUUUGAUUAUUAUAUACGAAUGCAAUAUAAAUAUAGUAAGCAGCUCAGGAAUAAAACACCCAACAGGCGGGCCGACAGGGACAAUUUCUACCUUGCGACCUAUUUUUUCAACAAACAUGUUAUAUCACACUAAGACGGAUGAAAGUAGUACCAGUUUAUUAGCUUCUUCUACAGCUGUUUCCAGUUUAAGCCGGACGAAGACACAGCUCACUACGCCUCUUAAUCCGUUUUCUAGAAACCCGUAUUCUACAAAAAAUACGCAACGAAUCUAUAGUCAAUCAAACUAUUUAACUACAAGAAUUCAACAUUUUUCAAACACAAAGAAGCCAUUUACGAAUUUCAAGCAUUUCUAUACCACUAGCAUGGAAUUUGAAACUACACCACCAGGCGGAUGGAUCAAUAUGACAUAUCAAACAAUGCGUGACACCACCUCUGUGCCACCUGUCCGAAAAACUACAGCUACAGAGAAAACAGCAUUUUGGACAAGUUCAACACCAAUCUCUCCAGAACAUUUGAUAGAUAGUGAAUAUUGUAAAUAUAAGAAAACGUGCGGGGAAUUUAGAGGAACUUACGACAGUUUUCCAAAGAAAAACUGUUAUUGUGAUUUGCUAUGUAGCACAUUCAAUGACUGCUGUGAUGACUUCCUUCCAUUCGCAAAUGUAACGGUGAAAAAGAAUCAGUUUUCAUGUAUGCUGACGGACUCUGUUAAAAGCCCGAACGGAGAAGGUGUUUAUAUGGUUACAACGUGUUUUGACAACUGGGAAAAUGAUAUAAUUAGAUCAUUGUGUGAGGGUCCUGAUGAUGACUUGCUCCUAAAGACGCCAGUCACAGACACUGGCGAAUAUAGAAUAACGUAUAAAAAUAUGUAUUGUGCUCAAUGUAACUUUGUUUAUGAUUUUGUAUACUGGAAAACAGAUGUACAGUGUAAAGAUGAUACAAACAGUGCUUUGUCAGGUUGCACAUAUAAGCAUGAAGCACCAGCUGAUGUGCCUCCGAGAGAAUGCAAACCAUAUAUUGGAUCAGAAUGCUGGUUCGCAGAGUCAGAGGAACUUGUUCAUAAUUGUACACAUCGACCGUUUUCUCUUGUAUAUACAAAUUAUGGUAUCUACAGAAACAGGUAUUGUGCCGAAUGCGACGGCUUUGAGGAAGAGAACAUGUAUUGUGAAAUGCCACCACAUGCACUUACUACUACACCACACCCACCAUUUACAACUAAUGGACCUGUUUACAGUUUUCGCCUUCUUGUUGACUUAAACGCAGUCUUUGAAUCUAACAUGUGUGGAGACAGUGAAAUAUUUGAUAGUGUGUCUAAAACGUGUCGUCAAAUAUACUGUGCUCCGCCAUCAUCGCCGCGUAAAGGUGUUUGUAUGAUGAAUACCAAUGAAGAAACGACAGGGGUGUAUGCAAAUAACUCAGUUGAACAUAAUUGUACAUUAGUCAAACUGAAUUCUAAAGAAUACAAAAUGUUAAACAAUUCUAAAAUAUUACUCCUCUCCCGACAGGUAAUACUUAAUGAGGACGAAUUUCGCAUUUCAGGCUCUGACGUCUUUAUAUGUCUUGAGAAGUUAGGUAAAUGUAUAUCGGAUUGUGACACUUUGUCAGUAUUGUUUAAUCAUGCAACUGGAGAGAGCUAUGUAUCACUCAUAGGCUUAAUUGUUUCUAUAUCUUCUUUAUCAAUUACGUCCUUGGUGUAUAUUUGUUUUCCACAAUUACUGAACAUCCCUGGCAAAAAUCUCACAUGUCUGGUUAUAUCACUGCUGCUUGCCCAUCUUCUUUUUCUUUUGUCCUCUGAAGCUGAAAGUAUCCCAACAUUGUGUAAACUUGUAGCAGUUCUUUUACACUAUUUAUUUCUUUCUUCUUUUUGUUGGAUGAACAUCAUUGCUUUUGACUUUUGCUCGACUUUUUCGAACAAUUUUGCAUCAGCAGUUAGGGAUAAAAAUCUAAAAAGAUUUAUUUUAUAUAGCGUGUAUGGCUGGCUAACACCAUUGAUAUUUGUCUCAGUUGCUGUUACUCUUGACCUAUCUGAACUCGAUUCUAAAUAUUCCAGUCUGAAACCAGGAUACGGCAAAGGAAUUUGUUGGAUAACAUCUAGCAACUCAUUGAUUCUAUUUUUUGCCGGACCGUUGUCGUUAUUGAAACUCUUUGACUUCAUUGCUUUUAUUUUGACUAUGAUUUUUAUUGCCCGGUCAAAAAGACAAUGUGCCAGGGCCACAAAGAAAAAAGAUACAUGUUCAUUCUUCAUCAACCUAAAACUUUCUCUGAUUAUGGGUCUAACCUGGGUAUUUGCAUUUGUGGCAAACAUAGUUAAAGAUAAGUCUAUUUGGUAUUUAUUUAUUGUAUUCAAUUCAUUGCAAGGUCUUUUUAUAGCUGUAUGUUUUCUUUGUUCCCGAAGAGUUUUCAGACUUCUAUGUGAAAAAUACAGAAGCGUUUCUUCACAUUUCACAAACUCUUCAAUUACAACUAAAUCAGAAUUAUACACUUGAUAUCUAUGCUCAUAAUCUUCAAAGAACGUGAAGCAUAUGAACAAAUCUAGCCAGUCGGGUGUUAUGAUCUAUGAGCUGCUCCGCCCCUUUGACGUCAAUCAAUUUAAAGAAACUGAAAAACACUCUCUGUAUAUAGUUUCAUCGACGGGAACGCAAAUAGAGUUUAGAUAAUAUUAAUGAUAAAAUUCCACAUUUCAUUUUUUAUGAAACUGAAUAACCUGUAUAAUGUAAACAGAUUUAAAAAUGCACAUUUAACAUUACUCUGAAUAAACCAAUUUUAAAGCAAACGUUUUAUUAACUUUUGUUUGAGGACUUAACAUAAUAAGUCACUCUUACAUGUAUAAAAGAUAGAAAGAAGAAACGCAUAAUAAUGCAUGUGUAUUAGUCAGAAAAAAACCUUUAACGAAAAUGUAAGUAAUAAUAUUAUAUAAAAUAUGUUAAGAUAUUGACUUUCAACUCGAAGUAACCCAAUGGUCAAAAUAACUUUUUUCGUAAUUGAAUUCAUGCAUAUUAACCUUGAAUUUUAGGUAUCAGUCAUAACGUUCUUGUUACUCCGUCUUUAAAGUCAUCGGUUGAAGGAACUAGAAUGUUAGAUCAUGUAUUGUGCAGAACAAACUGCCUUAAAUGUCAACACAAAUGUUUAAUGGCAGUUUGCUGUGGCGGAAAAGUUGAGCCAACCGUUGGUCGGAUGGUCAUUUGUCCCUUAGUUUAAGGUUAGUUUCAGCUGUGGCUGAAACAAAGUUCCAAGAGUCAUUUGGGACAAUAGAAAUGGAAUAUUAAGCAUAUGGUUGCAAAUUACAAAUAAAAUCGCUACGCUGAGAAUGUAGUUCACAAGUUGAGUUUAGAAAUAAUUAACGAUUCCUAUUUCAGUUGCUUAUUUUUUUUUCUCUGUAUUAAUUGCAGAGUAAAUAUUUCGUUGGCAAUGAUCUGGUGAUAAAAAAACUUCCAUUUAUGGUGAUGUUAAUGAGACUUUUAUUGAUUGUUAUAAAAGUAUUAUGUUAAUUGAUAACUAUGUUGUAUUUUAACUAAGAAUAAAGUAAACAACAUCCAUUUCACCACCCUAAAUUAGCUAAUCUCCGUUUAGAGGUGCUUCUUUCUUAUACUUAGAAUAGUUUACCACCAAGUUUUGUUGAUUUACUGACCUAUGUUACAAACACUGUAAAAAUUUUGGAAUACCGACAGUAUGACAUAGAGCGUUGAAAGUACCAUGUGUGUGAUUUUUUAUUUAAGGAAGUUAGUUAUCUGACCAAGACAAUUAAUUUGUUUUCUCAUCAAUUGUUCAAAUACAUUGUUCAUUUCUUGUCGUGGUAACAAUGUAGAUUGUUUAGCAAUUUAGGAACGCAAUUAUUUGUCGAGUUACUCAUAUAUGCCAGAAAAUUCGGAGAAUGACUGCAGGAGAAGCCAUAUGUCAGGGCAGUUCAACCCCUUUAAGACAUUACAGUUUUCAAAGGAGUGUUACAAAUCUUCGUGUUGAGGCAUUUGAGAUAUUGUCCCAGCGCUAAAAAUGUACAUAUCUAGCAACAAUUUAUUUUUAUUUUCUCUCCUUUACGAAUGACAAGUUUUAAAGGGGAUAAAGGACACUUUUCGAGAGUAUUUCAAGUACGUAGUAGUUUGGUGCAGUACGGUAAAACAUGUAAUGAAAGUAAAGAACGUUGUUCAUAAUAAAUUUUGGAGGUCCAUUCUACUUCUUAUAUUCUGUUUUUGUGGAUGAAUUGAGUCGUUUUCAUAAUUCACAUUGUAUUCGUUUCUUUACAAGAGUUGUUUCUCUUAGAUUGAAUUGCAAAUUGCAAUCCGUCAAAAAUUGCGUAUGGCGGACUAAUAAAAUGAUGAAAUCAAAGAGAAACUUACUUAUUUAUGUGAUUAGUGAUAUAGAAACUAUAUUUUCACGAGCAACUAUAUUUGACAGAUAUAUGAGAUAUUGUUCAUAAAUGUAACAUGCAAGGCGACAUACAUUAUUGUACAGCGCUACUGGAACAUUUAUCGUAUACAGCUAAUAACGUAUAACAUAAACUGACGUACAAUG
Molecule: messenger RNA, 4664 nt
Organism: Mercenaria mercenaria
Lineage: Eukaryota; Metazoa; Mollusca; Bivalvia; Venerida; Veneridae
Exons: 1
Coding region: 110-2641 (843 amino acids)
Biological process (GO): G protein-coupled receptor signaling pathway; cell surface receptor signaling pathway
Cellular component (GO): membrane
Molecular function (GO): G protein-coupled receptor activity
Source: RefSeq, a predicted model, not a curated record